AUGGCACCUUCGAUUUUUGAACCAACUGAAGUAUAUAUUUCUGAAAAAUACCUUCAUGAAGGUAAAAAGAAUUGGCGCUCUACCAAUCAUGGCGGGCACGAUGAAGCCAGCGCGCGUGAGGCCUCCAAACCUCUGAUUUUAGACAUUCUUAAAAAUAAAGCAACCAGUGUUGAUGUGCAAAACUGCUGCCCUGGUGAAGAGGACCCCUUCUAUGUCGCGGAUAUGGGGGAAAUUUAUCGCCAGCACAUUCGUUGGAAAAUGAAUUUGGGGCGUGUGAAGCCAUUUUAUGCUGUCAAAUGCAACCCCGACCCCCAGGUUCUUCGCCUGAUGGCACACCUAGGUAACGGGUUUGACUGCGCUUCCAAAGCAGAAAUCGAUUAUGCUCUUGCUGCUGGUGUUGACCCAAGUCGCAUCAUAUACGCUCAUCCGUGCAAAACAAAAUCAUAUCUCCGCUAUGCAACACAGCAAGGCGUCAAGCAAAUGACCUUCGAUAACGCAGAUGAACUGUACAAGAUCAAAAACAUGUGUCCAGAUGCGGAACUCUUUCUCCGUAUCUUAACCGACGAUUCGGCAAGCCUCUGCCGUUUAAGCAUGAAGUUUGGCGCGUCGCUCACUGUGACUCGUUAUCUUCUCGAAUUGGCAAAGGAACUAGACCUGAACGUCGUUGGCGUCAGCUUCCACGUUGGUUCUGGUGCCGAGGAUCCGAAAGCCUUUGUCAAAGCCGUCGAAGACGCUCGAUUUGUCUUUGACCAAGCCUACGAUAUUGGGUACGAUCUCAAGGUCCUAGAUGUUGGAGGUGGUUUCUGUGACGAAACAUUUGAGCCAUUUGCUGCAGCUCUCAGUGGCGCUCUUGACACUUAUUUUCCGCCGCAUAUCCGCGUCAUCGCUGAACCAGGCCGCUACUAUGUUGCAUCUGCCUUCACCCUUGCAGCUAACGUUAUCGCUCGCCGUGAUGUCAGCCCUUCCACGUCUGACUCUGAUUCCUCCACUGGGACAACCGAAACGUACAUGAUCUAUCUCAACGACGGAGUCUAUGGCAAUUUUUCGAACAUUGUUUUCGAUCAUCAGCACCCAGUGGCACAGAUCUUGACUAAGGAUGACAUUACCUCCACUCACCCUGUUGAAUAUUCCAUUUGGGGACCCACCUGCGAUGGAAUUGAUGUGAUUAGUGAACGUAUCACGCUCAACGGCGUUUUGGGUGUGGGGAAUUGGCUCUAUUUUGAAAACAUGGGUGCAUACACUCGUUGCAGCGCUACUCGCUUUAACGGCUUCACAGACAACCACGAUAUCAUCUACAUCUCUACUGAGCCAAGUGCUGCUGCACUUUUGGGAUAUUAG
Messenger RNA from Ophidiomyces ophidiicola, 1338 nucleotides. RefSeq names its product Ornithine decarboxylase. Gene Ontology annotation, molecular function: ornithine decarboxylase activity. The transcript is spliced from 2 exons. The coding region runs from base 1 to 1338 and encodes 445 amino acids. The record is from RefSeq and is a predicted model, not a curated record. NCBI's taxonomy places the organism in Eukaryota, Fungi, Ascomycota, Eurotiomycetes, Onygenales, Onygenaceae. Gene Ontology annotation, cellular component: cytoplasm.